Molecule: messenger RNA, 593 nt
Organism: Brachypodium distachyon (stiff brome)
Lineage: Eukaryota; Viridiplantae; Streptophyta; Magnoliopsida; Poales; Poaceae
Product: cysteine-rich and transmembrane domain-containing protein WIH1-like
Exons: 3
Coding region: 137-328 (63 amino acids)
Cellular component (GO): plasma membrane
Source: RefSeq, a predicted model, not a curated record
UCCAAAGAGCCUGUUCCCGUUGCGCGCAGCCGGUGGAGUAGUGUGUAUAUAUAGGGCAUUUGGAUCGUGAAGAGGACAAGCACCCACCAUCGGCCAGUUGAAUCCCCAUCAACAUUCAGCAAAGUAAGUAUUCGUGAUGGAGAACAACCGGACCAACCAGCAGCAGCCUCCGCCGCCGCCACCAGGUUACCCGACGUUGGAUGGGGAGCAAGGCGUCGGCGGCGGGAAGAAGAAGGCCCGGACGUCGUCCAGGGGCGAGAAGGGCUUCCUCGAAGGAUGUAUCGCCGCGCUGUGCUGCUGCUGGAUCUGCGAGAUGUGCUGCGACUAACUAAUUAACCAGCGAGCUAGAGAGCUUUGUGCUUCCACAAGACGAGCGACUACUCCAUGGGCGUAUUGUGUCACAGUGUUUGUUGUUUUAGGUUCCCCACGUACGUACGUAGUACUUCGAAAUAACUGAAAUUAUCAGUACUAUACCCAGCUAGCUGUAUGUCGUGUGUGUAUGUAGUGGUAUUGUAACAUUCAUGUACUGUACGUGUUGGUGUGAUAUUCAUGUAGUAGUAUUGAUAUUUCCGAUCGGUAUAAUUUAGCAAGUA